AUGUCUAAUAUUCUCCCUUUGAACAAUUCCGAUCUUCAGAAUGCUGGAAGACCGGUUCAUUUCAUCAUACGGUUUGCGAAUGGCGCGCCAGAUGUUAUGAUCCCGGCAGGAACAGUCGCCAAUAUGGGAGAUAUAUCCACAAAAUAUAUACGACAGCAGAUCAGGCUCAAGGAUAGAUCUCUUGCCAAUAAGCGUUUGAAACUCAUUCACAACGGAAAGGUUCUCUUGAAUCAUACCGAUUUCAAAAAGAAAAUGCAUUACCUACUGGAUGAAGAGUCAGAAGGAUCUGAGCCCGUAAAGAUCUACGUGCAUUGCAUAGUUGGAGAAGAGCUGUCGCCAAAAGAAUUAGCCCAGGAGGAAGCUCUCGAUCGCCAACCGGAGAAAAGUACAUCAGAAGCCCCGAAAGGGUUCGACAGAUUGCUUUCCCAAGGGUUUUCUGCUCAGGAUAUUCAAGAAUUGCGUCAACAAUUUCAGCAAAUACACGGAGCAAACUUAGAUAAUCAAUCACCAGAGGCUCUUCGGGAAUUAGAGGACAGAUGGAUCGAUAGUACAGUUAACAAUGAGAUCGAUGAGUUUCCGGCGAAUAUAGGGCCAAUAGGAGGGGGAGGAGCUGGAGGCGUGGGCCCUGUGUCACGAGAUGGGGAUGCACAUAAGGAUCUUUUGAUUGGGGUAGCUAUAGGGUAUUUCUUAGGUAUUUUCGCACUAUUUCUGAUCAAGUUGGAGGUUGGGGGUAUACUGAAUAAGCGGACGAAAAUGGCUGUCUUUGCGGGGGUAUUUGUGAAUUUAAGUUUUGGCUUUGUUAAGGCAUGGUCAUAA
Molecule: messenger RNA, 816 nt
Organism: Ogataea parapolymorpha DL-1
Lineage: Eukaryota; Fungi; Ascomycota; Pichiomycetes; Pichiales; Pichiaceae
Exons: 1
Coding region: 1-816 (271 amino acids)
Biological process (GO): protein processing
Cellular component (GO): Dsc E3 ubiquitin ligase complex; endoplasmic reticulum
Source: RefSeq, a predicted model, not a curated record